AUGACAUGGCAACCCCCAACCCCCGCCGGCGCAAACUUCCUUAGCCAACACGACACCGAACAACAACAAUACGAACAACUCACAAGCAACAUGACCAGUUCAUCAUCUGCGAUCCCCGGUGGCCACGCAUCCACUACUAGCGGCGGAAUACCUGGAGAAUAUGAAUCCAAUACUCCACAUAGUGGACAUCAAGGACCGACUACACUUACACCCCAACACCUAGCCGGUAGUUCCAGCGCUGGCCCCAGCAACGAUGCCAGCGCGGGGUGGUUCGACGCGCCGAGAGUAUAUCAGCAAUCGCCACAGGGACAAGGAUCGGGGCACAAACAAGCAGGAGGAGGAUUAGGAGGAAGCGGCAGUGGUAGUGGUAUAACUCCCAGCAAAUCCAUGCUGGAAACAAGAAGGAGUCUACAAGCGCGAGGCAAGAACUACCAUUUUGGCGCAGCGGGGCCACAGGGAAAGGAUUGGGAAGAGAGGCAGAGGAGGGAUGAGGCGAUUAGUAUAUUGGAGAGUGAGGAGAUGCUUAUGUGGAUUGCGGGUGUGAGGAAUGAGAGUAUACCGCAAACGCGCGCACACUAUCGGAACGUCGUUCUUGGCCUUACGAAAUGGGAGAAAGAUGUUGUAGCUUGGCGUGAUGAGUGGGAGGUUCAAGGCUCGGCAGGUGGACCCGCAGAAGGGCAGAGUGUGGCAGGUGGAAGUCCGGCGAGAAGUGCGAAGGGCAAGGAGAGGGAUCUCGCCAAGAUGAGAAAGAGGGUUAGUUCUGGACAAGGGCACGGUUGA
Molecule: messenger RNA, 780 nt
Organism: Alternaria burnsii
Lineage: Eukaryota; Fungi; Ascomycota; Dothideomycetes; Pleosporales; Pleosporaceae
Exons: 2
Coding region: 1-780 (259 amino acids)
Source: RefSeq, a predicted model, not a curated record